AGAAACCUGUACACACGGAAGUCAUCCAGGAUCUUAUAUGCAUGAGAUUUUUUCCUCUUGUAGACUCUCUCUGUAAUUUACUCUGUCUGUUAGCGCUUCGUUAAACCGUAAUGGUGCUUAACGAUGCGACGGUCGGUGAGGAGACACCGAGGAGAUAACGUGCGGUUAUCAGCGGACGGUUGACGGUUGAUAUCCAGUGUGGGUCAAUGGACGCCAGGACCUGAAGGCUGCUGUUUUGACAGCUGGGUUGGGACUCCGGUACCUGGACUGUGUCUGACAGAGAGAGCUGCUCAGAGCCGAGGCUGAGACCUUAAAGUGGGGUUCAUUUUAUGUGGAGACAGAUAUCUACGGAGGAGAAGUUGGUUUUAAAGCGCCACUGAAGGUAAGACAGAAAGCUUCACACCGACCAGUGGCUAUGGCCUCCUCCCGGCUGAAGUACCUCUCUCUGGGCGUGCUGGUGUUCCAGACCACCUCCCUGGUCCUCACCAUGCGGUACUCCCGCACCCUGCAGGCCGAGGGCCCGCGGUACCUGGCCUCCUCAGCUGUGGUGGUGGCCGAGGUCAUGAAGAUCUUCACUUGUGUGCUGCUCGUCUUCAAGGAGCACAGUUACAGCAUGCGAGCACUGAACAGCGUUCUGCGUCAGGAAAUUGCCCACAAACCCCUAGAAACGCUGAAGCUGGCAAUUCCCUCGGGGAUCUACACGCUGCAGAACAACUUGCUGUACGUCGCCCUGUCCAACCUGGACGCAGCCACCUACCAGGUGACGUACCAGCUGAAGAUCCUGACCACAGCUCUGUUCUCGGUGUCCAUGCUGGGCCGCAGGCUGGGAGUGUACCAGUGGCUCUCGCUGCUGAUUCUUAUGGCUGGAGUGGCUCUCGUGCAGUGGCCCUCUGAGUCUGCAGCAACCCCAGAGAAAGAGGCCCACUCUGCAGGCUCCCAGUUUGUCGGUGUAGCAGCAGUUCUGGUCGCGUGCUGCUCUAGUGGGUUUGCUGGUGUCUACUUUGAGAAGAUCUUAAAGGAGAGCAAACAAAGCGUUUGGGUCCGCAACAUCCAGCUAGGGAUGUUUGGCCUGGUGUUUGGCCUCUUUGGGAUGCUGGCCUACGACGGAGAGAGGGUGAAGGAGUCAGGAAUGUUCCAGGGAUACAACACAGUCACCUGGACUGUCGUAGCUCUGCAGGCGCUGGGUGGUCUGGUCAUAGCAGCGGUCAUCAAGUAUGCAGACAACAUCCUCAAGGGCUUUGCUACAUCGCUAUCCAUCAUCCUGUCAACUCUUAUAUCGUACUUCUGGCUACAGGACUUCGACCCCACCAGCGUGUUCUUCCUGGGGGCCAUUUUGGUCAUCACAGCCACUUUUCUCUACGGCUACGAAGGAAAGCCAUCCCCCAACCCCAGCAGGGCGUAGGACACUCACGGCUGACACUACAGCAGCAGUAGGAGGUCCUGUUGAAGCGUUGAAAGGAGGACAGAGAGCUGCAGGAAAAAGGAGGGGAAAGGUCUUUAUCAUAUAUUGUGAUCACAAAAAGGAAGAGACAGAGCAGAGGAGGAGGAAGAGAGGAGGUAAGCAGGUUGGGAACAGAGGACAGACAGAGUGAAAAUGGUUAGAAAAAAUAAAAAGCAAGCACAACGCUGUGAUGGGUCUCACACACCAGAAGUGCCUCAGCUGAGAAGGGUAACUAAUGAGAAAAGAAAACUAUGGCGAAACAGGAUUGUUUGUUUUUCCUUUGUUCCUAUAAUUACCACUGUAGAAAUAAUCCUGGCUGCCACACCUACGGAUCUGGAGAGGUAUUCUCCACGGGACCGACUGAUUGUGUCAAUAAGAGCCUGUUUGACUGCCACUCACUGUAACUGCCACAUCCGUCACACCUACACAAUAAAGGAUUACAGGGGCAGACAGACAGGUGUUUCUAAAUCUCCUUCAGAACCACGUUUUUUAGAUGUAGUGUGACUUUAGCCCACAUUGUUGGCUUGUUCACCUCAGAUUUGCAGUAUUUAAGACUCUGACAGUCUUUCUUGUUCCACGUUUAGCUCUGAAAGCACAUUUCUCCCCUCGAAAUGAGCCUUCCCAGCCAUCGUUUACUCUAAAGCUGUGUACAUUACUGCAAACUCUAUCAGUCAAAUGGUGUAGGAUGCCUGAGAGGUACCACUCGGGGCAUAGAACAACUCAGUGCACCAGGAGCCUUUAGACUUUUGUAGUUGCAGCGACCAUAACUUGUAUUGUUUCCUAAAUUAUGGCUCCCUUGUAAUGGUUUUGUUCAGCUAUUUUUGGAAACAGUUUUUUGUUGCCAGGCAACAUAUAGUUACUGGGACGUCUUUGAUAACAUAUACAGUGACAGAAUUACUGUAUGACUAGUCUGUCUGUGUCUGGUGGAGUUAAAUGUUUUACAGUAGUCUGGGUGUAUGAAUAAAAUGCUACAGGAAUAAACUAAUCGGGCACUUGAGAAACGCUGCUCUAGGCAGCGGUAAGGGGUGAUUAUUAUUUGGUGAUAUUGAUUUUGAGGUGAAAAGGACAGUUUGAUUAUGUGGUGAAGAUUAUUUUGUAAAACUUGAAAUUAUGUUAACCUUGGGCGUAAAUACUGGCUCCGUUUAAAUUGUAAUCUAUGGAAGUAAAUGAAUUGUCUGUUUAACUUAUUCAUUCGUUAAUCAGGCGUUUACGUGACAUUUCAGAGCCCCUGGUUAUAAACAUCCCUGUGUCCCCUGUGUGCUCGUGUAACAAUAUAUUCUGCUGAUUUUGUGGCAAAGUAAUCAAAAAUGACUGAAUGUGUCACAGCUGAGUCUGAACUGACUGAACUGUUCUAAUGAUAUCAGACAUCCACGAGGCACUACUCACAUAGAAAGUAAUCUUGGACUGUACCAUUUGAUUUGGUGUUUUUCCUCUGGAGCGACUCUUUUUUUUUUUUUUUUUUUUUUUGGGAUGAAGCGGGUAUAAUUAAUAACUUUAUUAUUUUAAUUACCAAUAUGUGAACCUUUUAUAAAAGAAAAAAAUGUUUCCUUUAACUUGUGUUGAAUUCAUUGUGUUUCUCCUUCUGCACUAAAAUGCCCAAAUUUUUCUUUUGAAGUGUUUAAUCAAAAGACUUACUGGUUCCCAACCUGGGGGUCCCAAACCCCACUCGGGGUCACCAAAUCAUGACAGAGGGUCGUAAGACCCUCUUGAUUUUAGGGAUGUAAGGGUACUUUCAAACCUAGAGUUGUCUUGCUUUGGUCUGAAUCAGGGACUAAUUUUGUUAUAAAGUUGCAUAAUUGCCUAGAGUUGGUACGUGUUCUCACGGCAGCAUUUACAAGCAGACUAGAUCAAAUGCCUUGUGCGAGAAAGCUGCUCCUGAUUGGUCAGAAUUUCCAUGUGAGAAAAAUCCAGGAAGUAAACAAAACAUUGAAGAAGAGUACACUUGCAAGAUAAAUGUGACACUUUCUAAUGUCACAAUGGAGGGACAACUACGCAGGUUGAUUUUAGCGCUGCUCAUCGUGGACUGUAUUGCUGUCAUUGUUCAUUUUAGUCAAACCAUACAGUUUGAAAACGAGGUGCAGCUCCAACUAGAAAACAAUGUUUUGAUGCAUUGGAUGUGCUGAAUGUGCAUAUUAAGGCAGUACAGGAGGAGGUGCACAUUAAUAAUCCUCCAGGACUGUAACAUGCUCAUGUUUAACCCAAACAAUGUGUCAUGUCACCACAAACGAACCGCACCAGAGUUCAUUUGUAACCGGACUGAGACCACCUCUUCAAGAAGGUCUCAGUAUGGUUGUUUUGGUGCGCACCCGAGUGUCAUCGCUGUGUUCACACCUGCCCUAACGAACUGCACUUAGGGGGCAAAUGAACUGGAGUAUGAUUGAACUGAACCAAACAGGGCAGGUGUGAAAGCACCCUAAGAAAACUUUAAAAAUAUAUAUACAACAGGCCUCUCUGAUGCAAUGUGCAGAAAUAAUCUGCUCAAAAUUCAUCCAAAUGGCUCAUCUUUAUCUGUAUUGUUAUUGUCAUACAUUAAAUAUGAAAUAUCCAUAAAAUAUGUCACUUAGUCAGGGGUCGUCAGUACAUUCAAAGAUAGAAAAGGGGUCCCUUAAGGAAAAAGGUUUGGAACCACUGAGUUAGAUUCACUGCGGUAUCAGUGGUGGCUCUUCCUAUAGGUGACACAGUCAGCCACCAAAUUUUGUUUCUUUUUUGACUCUCAAAAAAAUCAAACAAAAUCAGUGUUGCCAACUCUUUUCCAAUUAAAGUAGCCAGCACCAGCUCUAAAAGUUGCCAGAUGGUGUCAUGCGUUUAUAUGUGUAUUGAUGACAUCAUUGUGCAUUCCCUGUAUUAGAUUCACUAGAAACAUUUCUUAGUAAAAAAUCUGAAUGGCAUGAGAGCCAUUGUGCUUGUACUGUAGUGCACCACUUCCUAGAGUCUCACUGCAACUGAACUCCCACUGUGAGCAGCGUCUCCUCUCGUUGCCCAUCCUACACCUACUACACAGUGCAAGAGGAAAGAGGGGGAGAGACUUUGGGCUGGUGGAGGAAGAGCUGUGCAUGGGAAAGAAUAACAAUAUGUAUUUUUCUCUUUUUCAUGUGUGGUCGAAUUAAGUUGCUAGAUUUUUCACUAGUUGCUUUGUAGCAUUAAAAUUGCUAAGAGGGGCUGAAAAGUUGCCAGAUCUAGCGAGAAAGUUGGCAAAUUGACAACACUGAAUGAAAGGAAAAUGAUGGAGUGUGUGGAGUUUUAGAGUAAGAAAUAGUGAAAAG
This is a messenger RNA of Epinephelus fuscoguttatus (brown-marbled grouper), 4704 nucleotides long. It is a transcript of the gene slc35a3a, whose product is annotated as solute carrier family 35 member A3a. The record is from RefSeq and is a predicted model, not a curated record. Gene Ontology annotation, biological process: pyrimidine nucleotide-sugar transmembrane transport. Gene Ontology annotation, molecular function: UDP-galactose transmembrane transporter activity. The transcript is spliced from 8 exons. NCBI's taxonomy places the organism in Eukaryota, Metazoa, Chordata, Actinopteri, Perciformes, Serranidae. Gene Ontology annotation, cellular component: Golgi membrane. The coding region runs from base 416 to 1402 and encodes 328 amino acids.